Verticillium alfalfae VaMs.102 is the source of this 1634-nucleotide messenger RNA. RefSeq names its product U4/U6 small nuclear ribonucleoprotein Prp4. NCBI's taxonomy places the organism in Eukaryota, Fungi, Ascomycota, Sordariomycetes, Glomerellales, Plectosphaerellaceae. Gene Ontology annotation, biological process: mRNA splicing, via spliceosome. Gene Ontology annotation, molecular function: protein binding; U6 snRNA binding; U4 snRNA binding. Bases 1 to 1548 code for a protein of 515 amino acids. The record is from RefSeq and is a predicted model, not a curated record. The transcript has a single exon. Gene Ontology annotation, cellular component: U4/U6 x U5 tri-snRNP complex.
AUGAUGCACCCGUCGCGCCAGGCGUAUGUGGAGGAGAUGGACGAAGACCGGGGGAUAGCUCUCGAGGAUGUUCCCCUCGAUCACGAUUACGAGAUCCCUUCCGCCUCCGCUGGUGUCGCGCCAGAAAAGGCGUCUGCCGUCAUGGCUCAGUUUGAGCGCAAGCGAUUGGCAGCCAGUAUCGCUGUCCCGACCGACGAUGGACGAGUACGCGCCAAAUUGCGGGAGCUAGGAGAACCUGUCACCCUGUUUGGCGAAGGUCCCGCCGAACGGAGAGAUCGAUUGCGACAGCUUCUUGCUAUUCAGAAGGAGCUUGCUGGCUUGGAGGACGGCGAUGUCGCCAUGGAGGAUGCAGGCGACCAGGAAGACGAGGAGCAAGAAGAAGAGUUCUAUUCGCGCGGUGGACCAGACCUAUUGAAGGCUCGCGUCGACAUUGCGAAAUUUUCUCUCCCCCGUGCGAAACGACGCGCCAAAUUUCAGAAGGCGGAGGCGACAAUACCGCUCCGAACACACGUCAAGUUCCGCAAAGAGAUCAAGGAGAAGCUCGAUGCCUUUGAGCUUCAGGGAAGUCAGACAGCAGGCGACCGUCAUGUGAGCAUGACAAGGCUAUCACCCAAUGGCGAGAUAGCGGCUGUUGGUAACUGGGGCGGAGCCGUGAAGCUUCUCGAGAUCCCAUCACUUACAGAGAAGAUGAAUUUGAGAGGACACACCAACAAGAUCAGCGGUCUGUCCUGGUACCCUGGGUCUACGUUGCCGGAAUGCAACGUCUCCCCAGACUCGGUCAAUCUUGCUUCAGGCGGUGCUGAGGGUACUAUCAACCUCUGGUCCCUCAACCAAGACACCCCUCUCUCCACUCUCCAAGGCCACAGCGCACGGGUGUGCCGUGUUGAAUUUCACCCGUCUGGAAAGUAUUUGGCAUCUGCCUCCGAAGACACGACGUGGCGGCUUUGGGACAUCGAGACCACGGCUGAGGUGUUACUGCAAGAAGGACAUUCCCGAGGCGUCUACGCCGUGAGCUUCAACUCGGACGGAUCACUGCUCGCUAGUGCUGGUCUUGACAGCAUCGGCCGCAUUUGGGAUCUCCGGUCAGGCAGGACUGUGAUGAUUUUAGACGAACACAUCAAGCCAAUUCAUGCUCUGGACUGGGGUGCCGACGGCCACAGAGUUCUUACGGGCUCAGCAGACGGUUGGAUCAAGUGCUGGGAUGUAAGAAAGGUCCAGAGGACCGGCGGCCUCGGUGCGCAUACUAGUGCAGUGUCCGAUCUGAGAUGGUUCAAGGGGCUUGACGAUCCUGUGGACGGUGCUCCGCCGGGAGUCGAUGAGAAGGGUGCUCAGCUGCCGAAGAAGUCCGGGACCUUCUUGGUUUCCAGUGGCUUCGACGCAAAAGUCAAGGUUUUCUCUGCCGAUAACUGGGGUCUCAUUCAAACGUUGAGCGGUCAUACGGGACCUGUAGCGAGUGUUGAUGUGAGUAGAGAUGGCAAGUGGAUUGUCAGUGGAGGGCAUGACCGGACUGUCAAGCUCUGGGGUCGUAACGAUAUGGAAGGUCUUUAAGGUCAGGGCGGACAAGGGCUCGAACGUUGGGAGCUACUGAGACCAGAUUUGAUACCCAAUAGAAGCAACGUGGACAUGGACACAUU